ACUGCUUAGUAAUAGUAGCAGUGCUAUGUUUGAGUUUUGAUCAACAAACAAAAAGAAUAGAAAAGUCGCGGUAAACGCUGUUUCUUCAAGGAAACCCAGGAAGAAACCAUGCGUUUGCUCAUGAUCUUAUUGCUGCUGUCUUGCAUCUUCAAAUCAGGAAUUUGUUCGACGGCCGAUCAGUUUAAGGUAGACGGGAAAGUGUUGGAGUUGGACGAAUCCAACUUUGACUCCGCCAUUUCCUCUUUUGAUUACAUCCUCGUUGACUUCUACGCUCCCUGGUGCGGCCACUGCAAACGCCUUUCCCCUCAGUUGGAUGAGGCUGCUCCUGUUCUUGCCGGAUUGAAGGAGCCAAUAGUGAUAGCUAAAGUAAAUGCUGACAAGUAUACCAGUCUUGCUAGCAAACAUGAUGUUGAUGCAUAUCCUACUCUCAAGCUCUUUAUGCACGGCAUCUCUAUUGAGUAUUUUGGACCGAGGAAAGCAGAAUUACUUGUUCAAUACCUGAAGAAAUUUGUUGCUCCUGAUGUGUCCGUUCUUAGCUCAGACUCCGCAAUUAGUGAUUUUGUUGAAGCAGCUGGUAGUUUCUUUCCUAUAUACAUAGGUUUUGGAUUGAAUGAGACUGUGAUAUCUAAUUUAGCUGUUAAGUACAAGAAAAGGGCAUGGUUUUCUGUCGCAAAGGAUUUCUCCGAUGAUGUCAUGGUGUUGUACGACUUUGACAAAGUUCCUGCUUUGGUAGCUCUUCAUCCAAGUUAUAAGCAGCAAAGCAUUUUUUAUGGCCCCUUUGAAGAUGAAUUUUUGGGGGAUUUUAUAAAACAGAAUUUGCUGCCUCUGGUGGUGCCCUUGAACCAUGAGACAUUAAAGUUAUUGAAAGAUGAGGAGAGGAAAAUUGUCCUGACAAUCACAGCUGAUGAGAAUGAAGACCAAUCACAGAACUUGAUCAAGGUAUUGAAGGCUGCUGCAUCUGCAAAUCGUGACUUGGUAUUUGGCUAUGUUGGGGUUAAACAAUGGGAAGACUUUGCUGAUAAAUUUGGGGUUGACGGGAAGACAAAGUUGCCAAAAAUGAUUGUCUGGAAUGGAGAUGAGGAGUACUUUUCAGUUAUCGGUAUCGAAAGCCUUGAUAAGGAAGAUCAGGGGUCUCAAAUAUCACAAUUCCUAGAAGGAUAUAGAGAAGGAAGAACAGAAAGGAAAACAGUUAAAGGGCCAUCAUUCAUGGGCUUUAUCAAUUCACUAAUUGGCAUCAGAACUGUCUACAUAAUUGUCUUUAUCGUUGCAGUGUUGAUGCUUAUACAAAGUAUUGGUAAAGACGACGAACCUCUCAGGGUUGGCAGACGAGAUGAGGUUGAUCAUGCUGAGAGCUCCGAAGCUGAAAGCAGCCAGUAUGGACCUGAGAAGAAAGAAGAUUAAACUGAGGCAUCUUCCUGGUGGACAUACAGCAACACAACAAGAUGUUCUGAUGGAUUAGAGUUGCAGUGUAGAAAAGAAACCUGUUACAAUGCUCUGUGGAGAGGGAUGAUUCCUGCUUUCUUGACAUGAAUUUUGAUAUGCUCCACUGCAAGGCAUCUUGUGCCAAGAAACCAAGUCUUCAGGAGUAGUAGUUUGUAUUUAUGAAGAUGCCCUUUCUGUUUUCGUUUUAACACUGUUUUCACACAUUUAUGGCCCUUUCAUCACUGUCAGCUAAAAGAUCCAACUUUGCAAUUUUUCUUCAGGAAUGUACAACUAAAUUUAUUCUUA
This is a messenger RNA of Theobroma umbraticum, 1728 nucleotides long. Its product is annotated as protein disulfide-isomerase 5-2-like. Gene Ontology annotation, biological process: protein folding; response to endoplasmic reticulum stress. The record is from RefSeq and is a predicted model, not a curated record. Lineage: Eukaryota; Viridiplantae; Streptophyta; Magnoliopsida; Malvales; Malvaceae. Gene Ontology annotation, molecular function: protein disulfide isomerase activity. Gene Ontology annotation, cellular component: endoplasmic reticulum.